AUGGCCCUGAGCCAGAGCGUGUCCGACUACAACAUGGUCGCGGUCGACGCCGAGUUCAUGGACAUGUGCCCAAUCGCAGUGGGCCCCUUCAGCCAUCUGCACUUCACGUGCGAGGAGCAGACUCCCGCCGAUGUCGCGUCCAGGCUGCAGAGCCUGUUGGUGUACCUCAACGGCUCCUUCGACAAUCGGUUUCGAAGGCUGGUGGACGACCCGAGAUCUCUCCAGGUGAUCCAGAGGGAGAUCCCGCAUCUGGUCCGUCCGGACCAAUGGAGGUCGGUCGCGGAUUGGGCGGUCAAUUUCGUGGCCAAGGCUGGGGGAAGACGCUGGGGCGAGGUGGCUGCCCACGAGAAGUGCGAGGUCAUGGCCUUCGCCAUGCUGACCGGUCGCGCCCAAGGCUCCGUCCACGUCGACGCGCAGCAGGCGGGCAACUUCGUCGACUCCAUGGAUGGGGCGCGCACCGCGUCGGCCCGGCGCGCGAUGAUGGACGACAGGAGCAACCCCGAGACGUGCCAGGUCAGCCGCGUCGCUGCACUCUUAAGGGUCAAGUACGCAACGUCGCUGUGUACCGUGACCCUAAUGCGGGGCGCCGACGGGCAGUCGCACCAGUCCGACCUCGACCUGCAAACCAAGGUCGGCGGCAAGGAACUCUACUACGGCAGCAAGCGCGUCGGUGACUGCCAGCUCAAUUUCGAAGCGAACGCCAGCGCCGUCGAGCGCAACCCGGCCGAAAACAUAUCCCUCAACCAAGCCGGGGCGUUCGUCUUCCGGGUCAACAACUACAUCAACCGCGAUAACGCGGACGUCCCUUUCGAGAUCACGGCGCAGAAGCCAGGCUUCACAGAGGUCCACGCGGGAGUCUGGCCGAGGUCCAGGAAGAACGGGGACUUCGUGACCGCCGAGGACCUGACGGGAGCCGGUCAAGCUCUCCGAGGCCGAGCGGAAGGCGCUCGCGGCGAAUGA
Messenger RNA from Prorocentrum cordatum, 960 nucleotides. NCBI's taxonomy places the organism in Eukaryota, Dinophyceae, Prorocentrales, Prorocentraceae. The record is from the annotation of a GenBank genome assembly.